Messenger RNA from Diversispora eburnea, 1376 nucleotides. The record is from the annotation of a GenBank genome assembly. NCBI's taxonomy places the organism in Eukaryota, Fungi, Glomeromycota, Glomeromycetes, Diversisporales, Diversisporaceae.
AUUUAAAGCCCACUGAAACUAAUGAACCUACUGAACCUACUACUUCAGAAGAAGAGACACCAACUGAAAAACCAAUUAUUCCCACGAAAUUAGAAACUGAUGUUUCAGAUACUACUACGGAAUCAGAAAAAAAUAAACAUACUACGGAAUCAGAAAUAGAUGUUCCCAAAACUACUACUACAAACCAAGAUUUAAAGCCCACUGAAACUAAUGAACCUACUGAACCUACUAAUGAUAUAACAACGAUACCUACCGAUUUAUCAACAGAAUCACCAAAAUCAACAUCAAUAAACGAUGAAGAUGAAGUACCCAGUACGGUAGAGGUUACCACGUCAACAGAUGUCAAUUCUCCCACUAAUACAGAUAAACCUAAAAAUACACCUGAAGAUACAAACACUGUCCCAUCAAUAAUAAAUCCUACAUCAACUGGAGCUACUGAAACUACUGGAGUUACUGGAACUGCUGUUGAAAUUACUACCAAUACCAAUACCAAUACUCCUAUAUCAACUGGAACUACCGGAGCUACUGAAGCUACUGGAGUUAUUACCAAUACAGAACAGAUCAAUACCAGUUCUAACACAGGAAAUACCAAUACUAAUACUAUUCCGGAACAAACGAAUAUUAAUACGGAACCAACCAAUACUAAUACUAUUCCGGAACAAACGAAUAUUAAUACGGAACCAACCAAUACUAAUACAGGAUCUACCAAUACUCCCACUAUUACUGAAGAUGAACCUACCGUUAUUCCUGCUAUUGUUAUUCCCAAUAGUCCUUCUGAAGUUCCUUCUGGAUAUUCCAAAAUACAAAUAAAAUUAAAAAAUAAUUUACCAUGGGAAAAUGUAGUAAAUGAUAGUACAAUUCCUCCUUUCAUAGCUCAUUAUUUACCAAUAGAAAUAGCCAAAUGUAUUGAAGACAUGUCACCUGAUGAAAUAAAAGUAGUGAUGUUAGAAGUAGCACCAGAUAAUGGAGUAUUCGUAAUAUUAAUUGUACCUGAUAAAUAUUUAGCUGAUAUAACAGCAAUAUUAUCGGAUCCUACCAGUGAAUUUUAUACAAAUGAAGAUAAUGAAUUUAGAGAUUUAGUGGAUUAUCAAUAUGAUAUACAUCAAAAUGAUGAUAAUUUAAAAUCCGGACCAAACACAAAUGAUCCCAAGAGUAGUAGUAUUACUAAUAUUCCCACAGGAACAAUUAAAAAUGGUGAUUUGACAAAUACUGAUGAUUCACCCGGAAGUAGUAAAAAACCAUUUGUCAUUCUUGCGGUUAUAGGAUCAACUAUACUUUAUGUUGCAUUCACAAUAUUGGUGAUUAAAGCAUAUAAAAGAAGUAGAGCAAGAGCGGCUCAACAACAGGAAAUGAUACAUACAAAUAAUAAUGUAUAA